Messenger RNA from Carassius auratus (goldfish), 1916 nucleotides. Its product is annotated as claudin-3-like. NCBI's taxonomy places the organism in Eukaryota, Metazoa, Chordata, Actinopteri, Cypriniformes, Cyprinidae. The transcript has 2 exons. Gene Ontology annotation, molecular function: structural molecule activity. The record is from RefSeq and is a predicted model, not a curated record. Gene Ontology annotation, cellular component: bicellular tight junction; membrane. Bases 155 to 796 code for a protein of 213 amino acids.
GUCCUCCUCCACUCGCACUUGUCUCUUUGAGAAUAUAAAGGCUGUUUGACUUCACAACACUUUCACAGGCUACACAAAGAAAGACAGAACUGGGACGAAUACAUCUGUAUUGACAUCUCAGCACUAGGUAAAAAAAGUUCCCCUAAAAGGCACCAUGUCAAUGGGAAUGGAGAUGGGGGGCAUAGCCCUGGGAAUUAUCGGUUGGAUCAUUAGUAUUAUCACUUGCGCUCUUCCAAUGUGGCGUGUCUCGGCCUUUGUUGGCGCAAACAUCAUCACGGCACAAGUCAUCUGGGAGGGUUUAUGGAUGAAUUGUGUAGUACAGAGCACCGGACAGAUGCAGUGCAAGGUCUAUGACUCCAUGCUGGCUCUAUCGCAAGACCUUCAGGCUUCCAGAGCCAUGUCGGUCAUUGCCGUCAUCUUGGCCAUCCUGGGCGUGUUGAUCUCAAUCAUGGGCGCCAAAUGCACCAACUGCAUCGAGGAUGAAGCCUCCAAGGCUAAAGUGAUGAUCGUCUCUGGUGUGAUGUUCAUUGUUGCCGGCAUCCUGGAGCUCGUUCCGGUUGCCUGGGUGGCAAACCAAACCAUUCGCGACUUCUACAACCCCAUACUGAAUGCCGCUCAGCAAAGAGAGCUUGGGGCAUCCAUCUACAUAGGGUUUGCCGCUGCUGCUCUGUUAAUAAUUGGAGGAGCAUUGCUGUGCUGCACCUGUCCUCCAAAGGAGAAGCGCAUGCCACCAAGAAUGGGCUACUCUGCUCCGCGCUCCACCAAUGGUGGAUAUGACAAGAAGGACUAUGUUUAAAAAUUGUUUUCUUGUAGAAACAUUUAAACAAAGAAAAAUUAGAAGGAUAUGAAGAUCUCACAGAAAGGGUGGAGAUACUUCUAAAAGGACUCCGCAAUGAAGGGUCAUAUGAUGCUGUCAAUAUUUGCUUUUCAUCUGUUUAUGAGUGGCAGGUGUGCGUGUGUGUGUGUGUGUAUGUUAAGGGCUGGUUUCUUAGGUUUACCUGUCAGGGAUUUUUGUGUUUAUACAUUUCAUGUUUUUAAUACGCUUGUUUAAAUUUUCAUGUUUUUUGUUCAGCUGUUCUUUUGUAUGUGUCUGUGUGUCAUUUGAUACCCAACGGUCAAAAUUUGUCAAAAUAUAUUCUUUGUUCUUUUUAAGCAAAUAUAAAUAGGCAGUUAUAUGUAUAUUAUAUGUAAGAGAGCGAGACAUUUUUUUAGAAAAACAUUCGCUGCUUCAGUCUGAUGGCUUUUUUAUCACUUAUGUAUUUUUACAGGAAGAGGAAGACUUUACUCUUUACAUGUAUUUGCUUAUGAAAAUUUCACUGGACAAAGACACUGAAUAUGUAUUUUGUUUUGUUUUUGCUUUUAGAUUUCAGUUUUUGAGGUUGUAUGUCAUCACCUUUCAAUAUAGUUUACUUAAAACCUUUUUUUUAUUAUCCAUUGAUAUUUUUACAGAGUUAAAAGACAUUUGUUAAGUGUAUUUCCUAUAUAACCCUUUAAGUACUGUAACUUAUACUAAUAAAUUGCGUUGCUUUAUAUUAUUAAAAUUGAAUGCGCGGAAAAGAUAAAUAGUACAAUAGCUGGUAUAUAAAACAAACGGUCAGUUGCAUCACACAAUAGACUGUUGGAGUGGUUGUACCUGUUCGGCCCAUUGUUGUACAUUUGGGGCAGUAAUGUGAAUACCAAUUCUGAGAGCGACCACUCAAUUUACAAACCUUAGGCAAGCUUUAGUUGUUUGCUAUAGGUGGUGACAGACGGAUCCGACCAAAACCGGUCUGAAUAACUGGAAAGGGCAAGAGGGAUAGUGAUUAGAAAAUGUAUAAGGCACAAAAUGUUUCAUUUAUCAUAUGCAUAUACUAAAUGUCUGUACCUAAGUUUAUUGUAAAUUCAACAAAACUGCAAUAAAAAUUUUUUAAGAACAA